ACUCGCGCGUUGGCCGCUCGCCUGUGUGGAAGUGCCGUGCGGAUUUCGAUUCGAAGAUAUAACUCCCCGGGCCUUACAAACAAAUACAUAAUUAUAGAUAUAUAUAUACAUAUACAUAUAUAUGUAUACAAAUAUACAAGAUUUUGCACAGCUAAACGGCAAAUCGAGUUUCUGCGCUGUGAAUUAACAAAAGAAAGCGGAAAAAUCGAAGUUAAUCAAGUCCAACGCAAACGAACUUACAAAAUAAGCAAAAUCAAAUUCGAGCAAAAUCAAAACGAAACGAAGCGAGAGCUUAGUGAACUUAAACGCAAUAAACGCGACGCGAAGUGAAAAAUUUGUUCAAGUAAACCAAAAUGGCCUGGGGCUAUUGGUCCGCCACGACUGUGGAUCGUGGACGAUCGCCGCGCCGCCUGACGCAAUGUGCACCACUUCCGGUCAACAUCGUGCAGCAGGAGGAGGAGGAGGAGCAGCCCUGCCUGCCGCAACAGCAGCAGCAUCAGCAAACGCAGCAGCAACAGCAAUCGCAGACCUGCCCCAGCACACCGUCGGCCAAUCAGCAGGGCAGUGGCAACUUGUGCUACAGCCCCACCUGUCGAUCGCGCUGCUCGAGUCCUUGUCCGGGAUCUCCGUGCGGCUCCAUUACGCCGCCACCUCCGCCGAUGCUCACGUCCUCGCAGCAGCACCUGCAUUCCAAUAAGAAUUGCCCAGCGGCGCAGCAACUGAUGACCCACUUGGAUUACGCCGCUCGGAGACAAUCGCUCGACCAGCUGGAUAGUCCACAGUCCAAGUACUUUGACAUUCAGGCCAACCAGCUGUCGGACAUCAUGUGCCGCGGAGCGGUGGUCAGUUCCAUUCAGUCGGCGAACAACACGCUGACCCGUGGCGUAUCGAUGCACAGUAGGAGUGGCAGUGCCCACGGGAGUCACCAUGGCAGCCACCACAGUCACAGUCAUCAUGGCAGUGCCCACGGAUCGCUGGGCUGUUUGCAGGGCGGCGUGGGAGUGGGCGUGGGCACAGGAAGUACGGGCAGCAUUGGCAUGAUGUCGGCCGGACAUAUCGACACUGGUGACUACGAUGUGCCGCAUCCGCACCCGUAUACGCAUCAUUAUAUGCAGACGACGGCAUCGGUGACACCGCCACACACGUCACUCAGUCGACCGGGAUCGGCGGGUGCCGUGUGCCAGGGUCACGACUCUGGAUCGGAUUCUAGUCAAGGUUGCGGCGGAUCCAUAAUGGGCGGCAUGUUGGUCAUGGGUCAUCCGGGCCAUAUGGGCAGCUUGGGUCACCACAGCGCCGGUAGCGGAUCGCUGGGCAGGUGCUCGAGCAGAUGUCACAAUACGAACACCACCACGACGGAUGACUCGGGCGGUGGCAGUAGCGGCGGCGGCGGAGUACCGGGCACCAUGAGUAGUGCCUCCAUGGCGGUGGGCAUGCCGGGCAUGCUGAUGGACUACCAUCAUAGUCACCACAGCGGCAGUGCCGGGAGUGGUCUAAACGGAUGCGGUGGCGGUAGCAUCGCCGGCGGAAGCAUCGGAGGAAGGAGCAGUGUCCUGGGCACGAUCCACAAUGGACAUGGCCAUCAUCAUCAGCAGUAUCAUCACGAGUGCAUCCACUACGAGCGAUUGCCCAUUCCCGUGCCCAUACCCACAGUGCCGAUGGGCGUGGCACCGUCCUCGCAGCAGAUGUCACAGCACCAGCUUCAAUCGGAGGAGGAGAUCGAGCCAGCCUAUGCGACAGUAUUUCCCAAUGUUCCUCAAGCGCCGGGAUUGUCUUGCGAUGGCGAAGAUCGCAGCAUCUAUCGACGCGGUGCUCGACGCUGGCGCAAGUUGUAUCGCGUCAACGGACACAUCUUCCAGGCCAAGCGUUUCAACCGGCGUGCUUUCUGUGCCUACUGCCAGGAUCGAAUCUGGGGUUUGGGACGUCAGGGUUUCAAGUGCAUCCAGUGCAAGCUGUUGGUGCACAAGAAGUGCCAUAAGCUUGUGCAGAAGCACUGCACCGACCAGCCGGAGCCGCUGGUCAAGGAGCGGGCGGAGGAGUCCAGUGACCCUAUACCGGUGCCUUUGCCGCCACUUCCCUACGAAGCGAUGAGCGGCGGAGCCGAAGCCUGCGAGACGCACGACCAUGCGCACAUAGUGGCGCCACCGCCACCGGAGGAUCCAUUGGAGCCGGGCACUCAGCGCCAGUAUUCGCUGAACGACUUCGAGCUGAUACGGGUCAUCGGACGCGGCAGCUAUGCCAAGGUGCUAAUGGUGGAGCUACGACGCACACGGCGCAUCUACGCCAUGAAGGUGAUCAAGAAGGCGCUGGUCACCGACGACGAGGACAUCGACUGGGUGCAAACGGAGAAGCAUGUGUUCGAGACGGCCUCGAACCACCCGUUCCUGGUCGGAUUGCACUCGUGCUUCCAGACGCCCUCGCGGCUCUUCUUUGUCAUCGAGUUUGUGCGCGGUGGCGAUUUGAUGUACCACAUGCAGCGGCAACGGCGGCUGCCCGAGGAGCACGCCCGUUUCUAUGCAGCCGAGAUCAGUUUGGCGCUGAAUUUCCUUCACGAGAAGGGCAUCAUUUAUCGCGAUCUGAAGCUGGACAACGUGCUGCUGGAUCACGAGGGCCACAUCAAGCUAACGGAUUACGGCAUGUGUAAGGAGGGCAUUCGACCUGGAGACACCACCUCCACAUUCUGCGGUACACCCAAUUACAUUGCCCCUGAGAUACUGAGGGGCGAGGACUAUGGCUUCUCGGUGGACUGGUGGGCACUAGGCGUCUUGCUCUAUGAGAUGUUGGCCGGCCGUAGUCCGUUUGAUCUGGCAGGAGCCUCAGAGAAUCCCGAUCAGAACACUGAGGACUAUCUGUUCCAAGUGAUCCUGGAGAAGACGAUUCGUAUACCACGCUCGCUGAGCGUUCGUGCGGCCUCUGUCUUAAAAGGUUUCCUCAACAAGAAUCCCGCUGACCGUUUGGGCUGCCAUCGGGAGUCCGCGUUCAUGGAUAUCGUCAGCCAUCCCUUCUUUAAGAAUAUGGAUUGGGAAUUGCUUGAGCGCAAACAGGUCACGCCACCAUUCAAGCCACGCUUAGACUCAGAUCGCGACCUGGCCAAUUUCCCGCCCGAGUUCACCGGCGAGGCCGUACAGUUGACCCCGGAUGAUGAUCAUGUCAUUGACAAUAUCGAUCAAUCCGAGUUCGAGGGCUUUGAGUAUGUAAACCCCUUGCUGAUGUCUCUGGAGGAUUGCGUCUGACACCACGAAAUGUGCGACUUACAUCCGUAUAACAUGCGGCUCUAUGGCGAGGAUUCCAGUGAUUACGAUUCCGUGGCUGACGAUUUGAGUCUCCUGCAUUUGAACAGCGCAGCGGGAGCUGGUGGAUCAGUUAGCAGCAAUAACAAUCUCAGCCAGCAGCAACAUUAUCGCCAGCAGCAGCAGCAGCAAUAUCAACCCCAUUCAGCAUACUCACAACAGCAGCAGCAGCAGCAGCAACAUCAGCAGCUGCAGCAACUUCAGCAGCAUCAACAUCAGCAGCAACAGCAGCAACAACUUCAUCAUAAUGGUAACAAUAACAUUCAUAAUAAUCAAAUGCAAGCAAAUAAUAAUAAAAGUCUACUGCAGCACAUGUUUUGCCUUCCAUUGAACUAAUUAAAAUAACGAAUUAGAAAAAACAACAGACAACAACAAUGAGCCACACAGCAACAACAAAAAGCAGAGCAACUAAGAAAAUUAAAAAGAUUCCAAGAAUAUAAAUUUCAUAAUAUACAAUCUAUAUAAUCCUUUCUCAACAACAGACACAACUUUCAAAAGCAAAGUAUAUUUAUUAUAUAAAAAGGCGAAGGCAAAAGCAAUAGCCGAAGCAAAACAAAACAAAAAACUGUCACAAGUUGCAAGUAUUACACUAAACGAUUACUUUACUAUUUAAGCACCUAGGCAGCCAGGCGAACUUUAUGCAAGCAAAAGAUAAACCAUUUCAAAACUCAAUGCAAGACUUUUCACCAAGAAACUUAGGGGUUUGACGAUCCCGCGAGAAUGCAACAAGAACUUUUUAAGCUAACAAUACGUGCAUCAGAUAUGAAAAUAUAUAAUUUUUAAAGGUUUAACACUACAAUGAAAAUUUCAUGUUCAUUUUACUAGGCAGGAACGGUGUGCGGUGGAGGAGACCGAAUAUGGGAGUAUAUAUUUCAAGUGAAUCAAUCUAUAAUAUCUAAGCAUAUAUAAACUCUAAUGUAAAAUGUGUGUGUGUUAGUAUUAGAGAGCAGAGCAUGGUUUUUAAAGGCGACAGCAAAAGAUCGACAUAUACAUACGUGUGUACUGUGAACAGCAAUAGUUAAUGCAAACGAAAUACCAAUUGUAACUUCGUAACUCUAAUUUUUACACAGAGAACCGUUAACCGAAGUCGGGGGGACGAGGAAAUUCUCUUAAAAUGCGAACAAAAACAUAUUUAUUUAUUUUAUUCAUUUUCUACUCUGUAUUUUUAACAGCAAGCAAACACAAUCCGUCUACUGGCAAUAUAACUUUGUUAAGUAUUAAAAAAAAACUUUUGUUUUUAAUGCAUUCCACUGUACUUACAACAACAACAAAAACAUAUAUAUAUU
Drosophila melanogaster (fruit fly) is the source of this 4573-nucleotide messenger RNA. RefSeq names its product atypical protein kinase C (gene aPKC). Gene Ontology annotation, biological process: establishment or maintenance of cell polarity; innate immune response. Gene Ontology annotation, cellular component: apicolateral plasma membrane; cell cortex. Gene Ontology annotation, molecular function: ATP binding; diacylglycerol binding; nucleotide binding. NCBI's taxonomy places the organism in Eukaryota, Metazoa, Arthropoda, Insecta, Diptera, Drosophilidae. The transcript has 10 exons. The record is from RefSeq and is marked reviewed. Bases 354 to 3230 code for a protein of 958 amino acids.